AUGGUUUCCAUUUCUGCAGAUUUUAGAGGUCAUGUUCUCUGUGUUCCAUACCCACUUCAAGGCCACAUCAACCCAAUGCUCAAGCUCGCCGAACUCCUCCAUCACAAAGGCUUUCUCAUAACUUUUGUGAAUACCGAGUACAACCACAAACGCUUGCUUAGGUCCAGAGGCCCCGAUGCCCUUGACGGCUUCCCUGGCUUUCGCUUUGAGACCAUCCCCGAAGGCCUUCCAUUUUCUGAUGCCGAUGUUAGCCAAGAUGUCCCUUCUCUUUGCGAUUCCACCUCCAAGAAUUGCCUCGUCCCUCUCUGCAGCCUCCUCUCCAAACUCAACGAUACGACCUCUUCCAACGUGCCGCGCCCGGUCACCUGUAUUGUGUCUGACGGCUGCAUGUCCUUCACCCUUGAUGCUGCUGAAAAGUUUGGAAUUCCAAACGUACUUUUCUGGACACCUAGCGCCUGCGGCUUCUUGUGUUAUAUGCAUUAUCGUCAUCUAGUUGAACGAGGUUUAACACCUCUCAAAGAUGCAAGCGAUCUAACGAAUGGGUAUUUAGAAACGGCAAUCGAUUGGAUUCCCGGAAUGAAAAACUUGCGGCUGAGGGAUCUUCCGAGUUUCAUUAGAACUACGGAUGAGAACGAUAUCAUGGUCAACUUCCUCAUCCGGGAAACGAAGAGAACUCCAAGAGCUUCAGCUGUGGUUUUGAACACGUUCGACCCAUUUGAAAAGGACGUUUUGGAUGCUCUCUCGUCUUUGCUUCCUCGUAUAUACACCAUCGGUCCACUUCUGUUACUUGCCGAUCAGAUUAAAGAUGACAAAUUGAGAUCAUUAGGUUCCAAUCUGUGGAAAGAACAGCCCGGGUGUGUGGAAUGGCUAAAUACAAAAGAACCUAACUCCGUGGUGUUCGUAAAUUUUGGCAGCAUCACUGUGAUGACGCCCCAACAACUCGUCGAGUUUGCUUGGGGACUUGCCAACAGUGGAAAACCCUUCUUGUGGAUUAUAAGGCCUGAUCUUGUGGUGGGAGACUCGGCCAUUCUGCCUCCUGAAUUUGUUACCGAAACUAAAGAUCGAGGCAUGCUAGCAAGUUGGUGCGCUCAAGAACGAAUCCUGAAGCACCCAUCAAUAGCUGGGUUUCUAACGCAUAGCGGGUGGAAUUCCACACUUGAAAGCGUGUGCAGUGGAGUGCCAAUGAUCUCCUGGCCCUUCUUUGCCGAGCAGCAGACGAAUUGCAGGUACUGCUGCACUGAAUGGGGCAUUGGGAUGGAGAUAGAUAACAACGUUAAGCGGGACGAGGUUGAGAAACUGGUGAGGGAGUUAAUGGAGGGUGAUAAGGGUAAAGAAAUGAAGAAGAAGGUAAUGGAGUGGGAGUCAAAGGCAGAAGAGGCUGCCAAACCUGGCGGUUCUUCUCACCAGAACCUGGACAAAUUGAUUGCCGAUGUUCUCCUGCCUGGAAAUGUUUAAAUCCAGACAAAGAAGCCACUUUCAAGUUUAUAAUAAUAAACUUAUCUAUAGGAUUUAUCUGGUUGCCUUGUUGCAUAUAUGCAUUUUUAAAG
Messenger RNA from Juglans regia (Persian walnut), 1547 nucleotides. Its product is annotated as 7-deoxyloganetin glucosyltransferase-like. NCBI's taxonomy places the organism in Eukaryota, Viridiplantae, Streptophyta, Magnoliopsida, Fagales, Juglandaceae. The transcript is spliced from 2 exons. The record is from RefSeq and is a predicted model, not a curated record. Bases 1 to 1455 code for a protein of 484 amino acids. Gene Ontology annotation, molecular function: UDP-glycosyltransferase activity.